GAGACCAGAUCGAUGGUACUAGAGCUCAGCUCGCUUGCUCGCUCGCUCGUCGCCUUCCAAGUCCGAUAGUCCACAUUCUCUCUCCCACACCCUCUCUCAGCUUGUGUAUUUCAGUCGCUUCGUAUUGCGCUUGCGUUUAGUUCCGUGCUGCGUGUUAGUUUACGGGAGGUGUAGCGCUGAUCUUCUCUCUUUGUUUGUUUUUGUUUGUUUUUAAUUUUUUCCCCUCUUCUUCUCUCCUCUUCUUCGGAGUUGCUUGCGCAAGUUCGGCCAGGAUGAGUGCGGAGAAGGAGCGCGAGAGCUAUGUGUACAUGGCCAAGCUCGCCGAGCAGGCGGAGCGUUACGACGAAAUGGUGGAGUCGAUGAAGAAAGUCGCGAAGCUUGACGUGGAACUUACAGUGGAGGAGCGAAAUCUCUUGUCCGUGGGUUACAAGAAUGUAAUCGGAGCCCGGCGGGCGUCGUGGCGGAUUAUGUCCUCUAUUGAACAGAAGGAGGAUAGCAAGGGAAACUACCAGAACGUGAAGCGUAUCAAGGACUACAGACACAAGGUGGAAGAGGAGCUGUCGAAGAUCUGCAAUGACAUACUGUCGAUCAUUGAUGGGCAUUUGAUUCCUUCGUCCAGCACGGGAGAGUCCACCGUGUUCUACUACAAAAUGAAGGGAGACUACUACCGGUACCUGGCGGAGUUCAAAACUGGGGCUGAGAGAAAAGAAGCUGCUGACCAAUCUUUGAAGGCCUACCAGGCUGCAUCUAAUACAGCAGUGACAGACUUGGCGCCAACUCAUCCGAUUCGGCUGGGACUGGCCUUGAACUUCUCUGUCUUCUAUUAUGAGAUUUUGAACUCCCCUGAGCGGGCAUGCCAUUUGGCGAAGCAAGCAUUCGACGAGGCAAUUGCCGAAUUGGACACAUUGAGUGAGGAGUCGUACAAGGACAGCACAUUGAUCAUGCAACUACUUAGAGAUAAUCUGACUUUAUGGACGUCAGAUCUCCAGGACGAUGUAGGCGACGACCAGGGAAAGGGAGAUGACAUGAGACCGGAGGAAGCGGAGUGAUCACGACAAUCAAGUCUUUUCUGAUGGGGUGGAUUCGGAAAGAGCCUCAAUUGAUUGGUGGUAGGCCGGGGCGAGACGUAGUGUAGUUCCGUGCUGGCGGUUGUAUGACAUGUCUUGCCUAUUUUGUUCUGCGUAGAGACUGGCUGUUCAUAGAUUUCCUCUUUUGUCCUUUUCUUUUCUCUUUUUUCUUUCCUUCGUUGGCUAGGAUGAGGAAUGCUAAGAUUUUAAUAUUAAAAUGAACAAUGCAUUAUAAACAUCAUGUACGGUUAUAUCUGAUAAGAUUGGCAGUGGGAUGGUUUUGUGUCCGGGCUGUGCGGUUUACAAUUAAAGAACGGUUUCUA
Molecule: messenger RNA, 1390 nt
Organism: Physcomitrium patens
Lineage: Eukaryota; Viridiplantae; Streptophyta; Bryopsida; Funariales; Funariaceae
Product: 14-3-3 protein 7
Source: RefSeq, a predicted model, not a curated record